AUGGCCGCCAUCAAGGCGCUGCAGCAGUGGUGCCGGCAGCAGUGUGAGGGCUACCGGGACGUGAGCAUCACCAACAUGACCACUUCGUUCCGGGACGGCCUGGCCUUCUGCGCCAUCCUGCACCGCCACCGGCCUGACCUCAUAGACUUCGAUGCCCUCAGGAAAGAAAACAUUUAUGAGAACAACAAUCUGGCCUUCCGUGUGGCUGAGGAGAAGCUGGGCAUCCCAGCCCUGCUGGAUGCUGAGGACAUGGUGGCCCUCAAGGUGCCCGACCGGCUGAGCAUCCUGACCUACACGUCCCAGUAUUACAACUACUUCCAUGGUCGAUCUCCUAUUGGGGGCAUGGCUGGUAUCAAGAGGCCCCCGUCGGACUCGGAGGCAGAACCAUCUGGGAAGAAGACCCCAGCUCAGCUGUCCUCACCUGGCCUGCCUCGGGGCCCACCACUGUCCCCCGCCAGGACCAACCCCAUUGUCCAGGGGAGGGCUGCAGGGACAAAGGACUCUCCUCCUACAAAGGCUGGUCCGACCCUCGCAGGCAGCUCCGUCAGCAGUACCUGUGCAGCCUGCGGCAAGCACGUGCACCUCGUGCAGCGCCACCUGGUGGACGGCAAGCUCUACCACCGCAACUGCUUCAGGUGUAAGCAGUGUUCCAGCACACUACACUCAGGGGCCUACAAAGCCACGGGACAACCAGGCGUCUUUGUCUGCACCAGCCACCACUCCAAAGCCACUUCUGCAAGCCCUGAAUCGCCAAGCCUAGCUCUCAGACACUCAGGGGCCACUCCUGUGAACUCCAGGCCCCCCAGCACCUCACGGAAGAAUGGGCAGCCGGCCCAGGAGUCUGUGAUGGGUGGCUCAGUGGCCAGAGGUUUCUCUCCAUCAGCUGCUGCGUCCUCUCACCUUCGUGGGGGCAGCCCUUCCACGUCCAGGCACCCCUCAGACCCUGUGGCCCCCAGCUCCACAUACAAAACCAGCACAAAGGUGACUAACUGCUCCCCGGCCGGGUGGUCCUCGCCGGCACAGGGAACCUCAGCAGCCAGGCCUCAGCCAGCAAGAUCCCUGAGUGCCCGGAACCCUCACCCAGCUGUGCCACAGGUUCAGGUAGCUCCCCCAGGGAUGACUUCGCAGAGCAAACUCAACUCGGGUACAGCAUCUGUGGGCACCUUGGACUCUCUGCCGACCUGGACCUCCUCAGCCUCCAGGACCCAGCAGGCCCGAGAGAAGUUCUUUCAGACCCCUAGCAAUGGUCUAGCCAGCCAGGAACCUGGGAAUGCACGUGUGGUCGACAGGCCCCUGGGGGACAGCAGUCGAGAGCAAGCACUAAAUUUCCUCAGGAAGGCUCUCCCGGGGCUCCAGGAGGUACCUAGCAGGCCGCCCACAGCCUCCUCAUCUGUCUCGGAUUCCCAUUCCAAAGCCAAGCCGUCAGGGGUAGCAUCUUCCCUGGCCCGCAGCUCUUCUGGGAGAAGUACGAGUGCUGGCUCCAGGCAGGGCUUGGAGGACGGCCCAGCAGGGUGGAGGGCCCUCCUGAAACCUGUGGAGAAGAAAAGCCCCCCUGAGAGGACUCUGGAAGUGAAGGGACCCUGGCCCCCAGGAGAAUCCAAGGUCGGGGAUGUUCCCAGGAAGGCAUUAGGGAGCUCCGACGGGAGUAUCCACAUCUCACGGACCCACCCGCAGUAUGACAGGACUUCUGAAUCUGACUUCUCAGCUUCAUCGCCCUCUCUGUCUUACCGGAGGAGGUUGGCUGUCCCUGACAGUCUGAAUGUGACUGGGCUGUGGCCCAAGCCCUCAGGGCAGGAAGCCAAGGUCCCUGGCUGGAAGAAGGCAGAGACCCACCCUUGGGACAAGCCAGGGAGAUCCCCAGGCUCCUCUGGGGUCCCCACCCCAUCCUACGAGGCUGUGACUUCACCCAUCAGGCCACAUCCGGGUCGCCUGACUCAGGAGCAGAUCCAGUGGCAGGUGCAGGACAUCCAGAGGAAGCUGGACAUCCUGGAGAGCAAGGGCGUGGAGCUGGAGAGGCGAUUGCGGGAGGCUGAGGGAGACUCCUCGGAAGAUGUCCUUAUGGCUGACUGGUUCCGGCUUAUUCAUGAGAAGCAGCUGCUAUUGAGGCAGGAGUCAGAGCUGAUGUAUAAAGCUAAAGACCAGCACUUGGAGGAGCAGCAGGUGGGCCUGGAGGGGGAGCUACGGCAGCUGAUGGACAUGCCUGAAGCCCUGAAGUCACCCCGGGACCGGCAGCGGGAGGAAGAGCUGCUGAGCCAGUAUGUGAACACCGUGAAUGACCGCAGUGAAAUCAUUGACUGCUUGGACGAGGACCGGCUCAGGGAGCAGGAGGAGGACCAGAUGCUACAGGAUAUGAUCCAGAGGAUAGACCUCCAGAAAGGCACAGGCAGGCAGAAGAAGAAGACCAAGUUCCGCUUUCCCAACUGGACCUCCAAGUCCAAAGACAAGACUCCAGAGUAA
Chrysochloris asiatica (Cape golden mole) is the source of this 2457-nucleotide messenger RNA. RefSeq names its product MICAL-like 2 (gene MICALL2). Bases 1 to 2457 code for a protein of 818 amino acids. The transcript is spliced from 17 exons. NCBI's taxonomy places the organism in Eukaryota, Metazoa, Chordata, Mammalia, Afrosoricida, Chrysochloridae. The record is from RefSeq and is a predicted model, not a curated record. Gene Ontology annotation, molecular function: protein binding.